Molecule: messenger RNA, 678 nt
Organism: Spirodela intermedia
Lineage: Eukaryota; Viridiplantae; Streptophyta; Magnoliopsida; Alismatales; Araceae
Source: the annotation of a GenBank genome assembly
AUGAGGAUUGUCGAUCUGAGCAGCCAUCGCGGCCCGCUGCGCAUCAUCGACUCGCCGACGGACUUAGACUGCAGCAAGGACGUAGGGUUCCGGCGUACCUUCCGGUCCCUGGUCGAGUGCAUGGUCCCCUGCUGCGGCUUCCAGGCCUCCCACGACUCGCCGGAAUCGGACGCCGAGUGCCCCCUCGGCUCCACGGUCACCGGCACCUUCUUCGGCUACCGCAGGGGGCGAGUCAGCUUCUGCCUCCAGGAAGGCGGCCGCAGCCCCCCCCUCCUCCUGCUCGAGCUCUCCUUGCCCACCGCGUACCUCGCCAGGGAGAUGCAGUGCGGCCUGCUUCGCAUCGCGCUGGAGAGCGACCGGUCUUCCCUCCGCCGUCCCCUCGCCGGCUCCCUCUUCAGCAUCCCCGUGUGGUCCAUGUACUGCAACGGGAGGAAGAUGGGUUUCGCCGUCCGAAGGCAGAUGAGCGAGAAGGAUGCCUCCAUCUUCAAGCUCAUGCAGUCUGUCUCCGUCGGCGCCGGCGUGCUGCCGGCGGAGUCGAAGGCCGCCGAAGGGGACCUCAUGUACCUCCGGGCGAGCUUCGAGAGGGUCAUCGGUUCUGCCGACUCGGAGUCCUUCCACCUGAUCAACCCCGUCGGAAGCUCCGGCCAACAGUUGAGCAUCUUCUUGUUGAGAUCUUAA